Messenger RNA from Liolophura sinensis, 4313 nucleotides. Its product is annotated as nuclear receptor subfamily 2 group C member 2-like. Lineage: Eukaryota; Metazoa; Mollusca; Polyplacophora; Chitonida; Chitonidae. Gene Ontology annotation, biological process: regulation of DNA-templated transcription. The record is from RefSeq and is a predicted model, not a curated record. The transcript has 13 exons. Gene Ontology annotation, molecular function: DNA-binding transcription factor activity; zinc ion binding; sequence-specific DNA binding. Bases 114 to 2288 code for a protein of 724 amino acids.
CUCUAACCGGGUCACAACCUCUGACCUUUAUGCUUGAGUGUCUGAACGUCGUGGUGGUGAAUAUUAUCUAAUUUAUCUGCAAUUUCAGCCCAUUUCUGGAUAGCAGUGGCCACAUGGCUUCACUGGAUGAGGUUCAGGCAUCUAUAAACCCGUCUACAACCAGCUCGGAUACCGUGUCUGUGGAAAACACUGUGGUUGCUGUUGGUGACGGUACAGUGGGCGGGGACAAUGUGCUCCAUGUGUUGAGCCCAGCUCAGCUUGCGGGGUCACCCGUCAGUGUUUCUGCAACACACCCGUCUCCCAUCGCCAUACCCUCAAACAUGUCCAAUAUUCAGACCAUCACAAUUUCAGCGGGCAACUUUACCUUCCCAGUCACUAUUGCAACAACCCCAAUGGUGUCUUCAACGGUGAACUCCAAUGGAACACAAGUUGUAAACAUGGCAGGGGUAAAUGCCUCUGAAAUUGCAUCACGUCUCAAGUCAGAGGGCAUACCUGCCCAGUUUGUACAGGUCCCAGCUGGUGCCACUGCAGUGAAUUCAUCUGACCUCGCUAUAAGACUGAGGGAAAUUCAACAGGUACAGAGAUUGAGAGAAGAGGAACAGGCAGCCAAAGGGAAGAUGACCCUCAAACAACAGUUUGAGCAGAAGUAUGAGCCAUGUGUAGUAUGCGGGGACAAGGCUUCAGGGAGGCACUAUGGAGCAAUCAGCUGUGAGGGCUGUAAGGGGUUUUUCAAGAGAAGUAUUCGUAAACAGCUGGGAUAUGCAUGUCGAGGCAACAAGGAUUGUAUGAUCACAAAACAUCAUAGAAACCGGUGCCAAUAUUGUCGUCUUCAGAAGUGUCUCAAUGUGGGAAUGCGAUCAGAAUCAGUACAACAGGAGAGGCGACCCCCUGAACAGAAGGAGAAACUUCCCACUAGUGUGGCCACAUCAACACAGAGAAUCUACAUAAGGAAAGACCUAAACAGCCCUUCAGCAGCCAUUCCCAUGUUCAACGCAGACCCACAAUCUCCACAGCCCAUGGGGAAGUAUGGUGAAAACUUGUUAGCGAACCUACAGGAGAGAAUUAUCCAUACAGACCAGGGUGCCGUCAUUCUCAGCUCCAACUUGCCCAACCAGACAACCACCAAUAACACAGAUUUGAGCACACUUGCCAAUGUAGUGACAACUCUAGCGACAAUGGGCAAAAAUAACAAAGACAUGAGCUCAGAGCACACUGAUGACCGAGAACACCCUACAAAUGGGGACACUUCAGCAGAGAAUGCAGAAUCGGUCGUCAAAGCCUUUGACACUCUAGCAAAAGCUGGACAGUCACAAGAUUUAUUGAAUUCAACACUGAAUGACAGUUUGGAUCAGUCAGGGAUGGAGUCCGGUGAUGGGUCAUUUAUGAUCAUAGAUAUUGAUGGUCCUAUUCUGACAGAGCAGCAUUAUGAGUUCAACCUGGCGACACCCACUCCUAUGCCUGCCUAUCUUAAUAUCCACUUCAUCUGUGAGAGUGCAUCUAGACUCCUGUUCUUAUCCAUGUACUGGACCAGAUCUUUGCCUCCGUUUCAGGUCCUUGGGCAACAAUUACAAAUCAGUUUAGUGCGUGCUUGUUGGAGCCAGUUGUUUACCUUAGGCCUGGCACAGUGUUCUCAAAUAAUGUCUCUAUCCACCAUUCUGGCAGCCAUUCUCAAUCACUUACAGUCUACUGUCCAACAAGACAAAGUGACAAAUGAGAGAGCCAAGGUAGUGAUGGAUCACAUAAUUCGCCUGCAGGAGUAUGUGAACUCCAUGCAGAGGCUGGAGGUGGAUGAUGUGGAGUACGCAUAUCUUAAGUGUUUGACACUCUUCUCACCAGAUAAUCCUAACAUUAACAGUGUCAGCCAAGUAGAAAAGUUCCAGGAAAAAGCCCAGCAGGAGCUGAUAGCACACUGUCAGCGAACCUACCCAACCAAUCCGGAGCGAGUAGCCAAACUACUGAUGAGGUUACCACCCUUGUGUGCACUCUCCCCAAGCAUAAUGGAAGAACUGUUUUUCUCGGGUCUGAUAGGAAAUGUACAGAUAGAUAGUAUUAUACCUUACAUUUUACGUAUGGAAACUGCAGAAUACAACUCGCAGAUGCAGAGUCAAAGCAGCACAGAGAGCUUUGCAUCCUCAACGGUGACUGCCCUUGCAGGAGAUUAUGGCAUGACAUCAACUUCAGGGGCAACACCCCUAACCAUACCCCAGAUUACUAGUGCUGUUGUCAUGACAACUGCUCCCAGUCCAACAACGCUGCAUGCCACUACAGCAACAACGGGAGCUACAUAAAAGUGCUGCAAUAUGGGAUGCCCUCCUAGAGUUGGUGUUCUAUUUUAUUCUUGGUGCCUUCUACAGGGUAAACAUGCUUGUGGAAACAAUGACAAGUUGGGAUUAAACAUUGAGAGAAACCACAUCUGUCAGUUUCAGCCUUGUCUGAUGUUGUGGCAAGCAGAAUGUACAUACUAUAAUAUGGUAGAAAGAAGUACUCUGCAAAAGUGUUUUCAUAGCUGGAUUCAUCAUGAACUCAUGAUGUGGAAAGGAAAAGUAUUUCUCAGGAUGGAUAUGAAACAUGGCCGGUUUUCAGUGUUCCAAGUACUUGACAUUACCCAUAUGUGGAAAGUGUGACGCCAGGAUUCUGAUUGGUACAGAACAAUGUCAAAGUCACAGAAUUAAAACUCUUUUUGACUUGUCGAUUACACACUUGUACGAUGUAGUAGAUUUUACAAAGGGAUAGCCUGUUAAAGGACAUUGGCAGUUUUCCACUCAAGGAAAUGUAGUUUCACAAGGUGUACAGUUCAGAACUGACAAUCGUAUAUCCAUGUGGGCUGAAUUCAGGGGGAAGUAACUCACGUGUUGGGUUCUACUUCAGCAGUACAGGAGUAUUGUGUUGAAGGUUGAAUGGAUUUUUUUUUUAAAAUCAUGUCUACCUGUUGAAUUGAACAGUUACACGUUAAUGAUAAACUUGUUGUAUAUUGGUUAAAAGCCGCUUGUUGUCUCACAACAUAGGCCUGUCCUAUUUAUUUAUUUUUGCAAAGCUGCUUUGUGCUGUUUUGAAGGAUUGUACAUGGUGCGAUGUCAGAUCUGCCUAAAGGUGGGAUAAAUAUGUUCUAGGUGGACUCAUGGCCAGUUAUACUGGACUGAGUGAAUGCCAUAUUUUCUAACCCCUGGUGUAAGACAGAAUUCUCGCAAAUCUUGUAGGCAUACCCUUUUUUGCAUAUUAUGUAAGUGUCAAAACUGCUACCUUCCAAGAAGGCAUGUUAAAGUAAUAGGUGUGCAAAUUUUUUCCAAUAUUUUAAUCUUACAUGUACAAAGAGUCAUUUAAUGAUAAUAUUGUUAAGCUGUAAAUAUUUUGGCUACUUAUUUGUUAUGUGAUUUGUGUUGUUCAGCUGUCUACCUGUCUGUCAUUGUGCCUGGCCUUGUCUGUAAUCCAUACCAUUGUUUUGUGUUUAAUACAGGUCCUUCUAUGACAUUGUUAAGUAUUUGUUGAUGCGUGUACAUGGUCAGAGUUUGUAAGGGCUUUUCCCUAGGCACAUAUAUCACAAAUUUGAAGUUUAUGUACCAUUGUAAGUUUUUGGAUUUUUUUUUUUCCUUGGUUUUAAAAUUUUAUUUUCAAGAAACAAUUAUACUCUGUUGGAAAGUGUGAUAAAGUGCUAGAAUGUAUGGGAAAUCAACUUUCUGUAAAAUUUUAAACUGCAUGUUUUCUCAGUACAUAAAUCUUUUAAACAUUCUGACAGUAAAAUGUAGUCCAUGUUACCAUUAUUUUAUGUCCUCAGAUAUAUUAAUAGGGCCCUUCGCAAAAAAAUCUCCGAUAAUUUAUCUUACUGAUCUCAGAGUUUGUCCACUGAGUGAUGAUUUUGGGGUUAAUUUUUUUUUUUUUGGAAAUGAAAUACUUGUAUUUCACUCUUGAUACAAUGGUUUGUUCUGAGCCUAAAUUUUUAGGUAACUGAUAAUUGUAUAUCAAUUUACAGACAGUAAUCUAGUGCUAUUGCAAAAAAAAAUAUAAAUAAAGAAAAACACAGAUGUAGAUAUUCCAGAUUUAGAUUUAACUAAAAUUAGUAAAUUCAUAUUGUCCUCUAGGAAACCUAUACUGGUACCUGUUAUGUCAAUAUUAUAUACAUUUGAGAAAAUCCAUGUAAUUUUAACUAGAGUGCCGUGAGGGUGUAAAACCUGCUACCUGCUAAAUGCACAUGUAUAUCCUGCAUGUCCAUAUGGAUCGAGGCUCAUUCAAGAUUAACGUGAAACUUCUGCUUUUAAAUUUUGUUUUUGUAUUUUAAAAUAAAUGUUUGGAUGUCAACAUGUUUUGGCAUUUUACAA